AUGCUGACAGCUGCCUUUGCAGACUCCAACUCCAGCAUCAUGAACUCAUCUUUGGCUCACCUCCACUUUGCUGGAGGUUACCUGCCCUCUGACUCCAAAGACUGGAGGACCAUCAUCCCUGCUCUCUUGGUGGCUGUCUGCCUGGUGGGCUUUGUGGGGAACCUAUGUGUGAUUGGCACCCUCCUCCACAGCACUUGGAAAGGAAAGCCAUCCAUGAUCCACUCUCUGAUUCUGAAUCUCAGCCUGGCUGAUCUCUCCCUCCUUCUGUUUUCUGCACCUGUCCGCGCUACAGCAUACUCCAAAGGUAUUUGGGAUCUAGGCUGGUUUGUCUGCAAGUCUUCGGACUGGUUCAUUCACAUGUGCAUGGCAGUGAAGAGCCUGACAAUUGUUGCAGUUGCCAAAGUGUGCUUUAUGUAUGCAAGUGACCCAGCCAAGCAAGUAAAUAUCCGCAACUGCACCAUCUGGUCAGUGCUAGGGACCAUCUGGGUCGUGGCCAGCCUGUUACCCCUGCCAGAGUGGUUCUUCAGCACCACCAGGCAGCACGCAGGAGUGGAAAUGUGCCUCAUGGAUGUACCAGUGGUGGCUGAAGAGUUUAUGUCAAUGUUUGGUAAGCUCUACCCUCUCCUGGUAUUUUGCCUCCCCUUACUUCUAGCCAGCUUUUAUUUCUGGAGAGCUUAUGGCCAAUGUAAAAGAAGAGGAACUAAGACUCAAAAUCUUAGAAACCAGAUGCGUUCAAAGCAACUCACAGUAAUGCUGCUAAGCAUUGAGAUCACCUCUGCUCUUCUGUGGCUCCCAGAAUGGAUAGCCUGGCUGUGGGUGUGGCAUCAGAAGGUUAAAGGCCCACCACCACCACAAGGGUUCAUAGCCCUGGCUCAAGUACUGAUGUUUUCCAUCUCUUCAGCAAAUCCUCUCAUUUUCCUACUGAUGUCUGAAGAAUUCAAGGAAGGCUUGAAAAGCUUGUGGAAAUGGAUGGUGACCAAAAAGCCCCCAGCUGCCUCACAGUCUCAGGUAACACCAGCUGGUAACUUGGAAGUUGUUCCUGACAAGGUUCCAUCUCCCGAGUCUACAAUAUCCAUUCCAGAGAAGAAAACCAACUCACCCAACUCUGGCAAAGAGAAACCUGAGAAGGCAGAGAUUCCCAUCCUUCCUGAUGUAGAGCAGUUUUGGCAUGAGAGGGACGCCACCCCUUCCAUACAAGACAAUGACCCUAUCCCCUGGGAACACGAAAAGUGA
Dipodomys ordii (Ord's kangaroo rat) is the source of this 1233-nucleotide messenger RNA. It is a transcript of the gene Gpr151, whose product is annotated as G protein-coupled receptor 151. Gene Ontology annotation, cellular component: membrane. Bases 1 to 1233 code for a protein of 410 amino acids. Gene Ontology annotation, biological process: G protein-coupled receptor signaling pathway. The transcript has a single exon. Lineage: Eukaryota; Metazoa; Chordata; Mammalia; Rodentia; Heteromyidae. The record is from RefSeq and is a predicted model, not a curated record. Gene Ontology annotation, molecular function: G protein-coupled receptor activity.